GAUAGUCGGUAGAGGCGAUAAGAAUGACGGUGAUAUCAGGGGUUCGGGGACCAGGUUUCCGGUCAGCUCCGCUCAGUGGCCGUCGGUUCUGACGCAGAACGACCUCGAGCGUUCAUACGGUAGCAUGAAAGUCAUCAAUUUUCCUACGGUGCGAGUGUGUUCACACGAUUGCGAUUGUGCUGAAUUGUCGCGCUGUUGAUUACUGUCACUUCUUCGGGGAGAACAUAAUUUCGAUUGGCACAAUUGACGUGAGCGUUGCGAGUGCACCGUUGACGGCAAUGAUGCAGGAGCAUAAAUCUUUCCUGAUUAGAGAUCUUUUGGGGGAUGUAUUGGCUGAUCGAGUUCAAGAAGACUCGGGGGAUGAUUCAGCGGUCCAUUCGGAUUCCGAAGACACGAUUGAUCCUGGUAGCAGUCCUCGCACACGUCUAGGAAGUCCUCCACCGGUGCUCUCGCCGUCGCCUGGCCCGGCAACCACGUCGGGAAAAGCUUGCACAGUGAUUGCUAAUAAUGCACCGUCAACCGGUAGGAAACCGCGAAGAAGACGAACCGCUUUCACUCACGCACAGUUAGCUUACCUCGAGAGGAAGUUUCGUUGUCAGAAGUAUCUCAGCGUGGCAGACCGCAGCGACGUUGCGGACGCUUUAUCGCUCUCGGAAACCCAAGUGAAGACUUGGUAUCAGAAUAGAAGGACGAAGUGGAAGCGACAGAAUCAGCUGCGAUUAGAACAGCUGCGUCAUCAAGCCACCGUUGAGAAGGAUCUUUUGGUACGCAGUGUGGGUCUCCAUCAUGGCAGCAUAGACGCUUACUGUUCACCGUACAACUCACAAACGCAAACCAGCCAUCCGCCACCGCCACCACCACCACCCGCACCACCAUCUACCGCUUCCACAGCAGCGUUUCUCUCGACAGCAGCCGCACUUUUUCGAAAUGUCACCUACGUCCAUGGCUGCCCCCUCUAAUACGCGUAAUCAAAAUAGCCUCGAGAUCAUUUCCGGAUUAAAAUGAACGAUUUAGUUUCCGGAGUUCCGAAGAAACAUUUCGACCAACUAUUUGUGCCGUAAGUGCUGAACAGUGCUGCUAAAAAGCUUCGAUUUGCUUUUUAUUAUUUCGGAGUUUCUCAAAUUUUUAGUGAAUUAAUUGCAAAGAUUUGUAUUAACGAGUCACUUUAGGUAUCUAAUAACAGGUAAGAGAGAAAUAUAUACACAUUACAUAAGGUUCUUUUCUUUCCGUGUUAUAUCUUUCUUAUAAUGUUACGUUUAAAAUUUGGAUAUUGAUUUGGUCUAUAGAUUUUUUAAAAUAAGAAAAUAAAUAAAAAAGACAAAUUAUAAGUGUAAAAAUGUGUUAAUUAUACAUUAACAUAUCAUGUUAAAUUUCAGCGUGUUGAGUGUUACAGAUAUUUUUGCUUGCUUGAAAUGUCUGUAGUAGUUUUUUCCACGUUUUAUUUUGCAUGUUAAACAAAGAUCAAAUAAAAAUGUAAAUAUGUAAUUAGAGUUUCAGUAGUCGUAGUGCAGCUUAUCUUUCACAUACGAAGUUAAUAAAAUGCUUACUAUUUAUAUUUUAUGAAGAUUUACAUUUCAACACAAUUUCCAUAGUCGAUAUUACAAUAAUCUCACAAUAUUAUUAUUAUUAUUAUUAUUAUUAUUAUUAUUAUAUGUCACUGUAGAUGUGAUACUAAUAUUGCAUUUAAGAGUUGAAUAAGAAAAGCAGCUAUUUUAGCGUGAAAGAAACAAUGUGCAUUGCGACUUUGUAUUAUAAAUUGAAGAGAAGAAGAGAAACAGAGAUAGAGAUAGGAAGGGGGGGAGCGAGCGAGCGAGCGAGCGAGCGAGAGAGAGAGAGAGAGAGAGAGAGAGAGAGAGAGAGAGAGAGAGAGAGAGAGAGAGAGAGAGAGAGAAAAGGAGAAAAUAACAAAUUUAAUCCGUGGAUAUUUUAGCAUAUUAUUUAGCAUAGUAUUCUCGAUGUGUGGAGAAAAAUAAUAUUAUUAAUUAUCUAAUGUGCAAUGUUUGAGCACGUAUAUAAGGCAAACGCAAUUAUGUCUAGUAAUUUAGUUGAUUAUUGUUAUUCGUCGUCGAUAAUUUAUUGAAUACUUUUUCUGAAGCAGAAAGUUAUUGUAGAUAAAUAAAUUACUAUUAAAAUCUUUAAA
Messenger RNA from Monomorium pharaonis (pharaoh ant), 2140 nucleotides. RefSeq names its product barH-like 1 homeobox protein. The coding region runs from base 279 to 959 and encodes 226 amino acids. The transcript is spliced from 3 exons. Gene Ontology annotation, molecular function: DNA-binding transcription factor activity, RNA polymerase II-specific; DNA binding. The record is from RefSeq and is a predicted model, not a curated record. NCBI's taxonomy places the organism in Eukaryota, Metazoa, Arthropoda, Insecta, Hymenoptera, Formicidae. Gene Ontology annotation, biological process: regulation of DNA-templated transcription.